AUGGUGAUAACGACGGUGCGAUAACGGUGGAGAUCCAACUGCGCCGCUUAUGUGAGAUGUCCGGCAGACCGUCCGUGAUUUCUUCUUCCGACGCGACGAGGAAGCGCAGGUGAGAAUGUGGAAACUGGGCACGUACGGACUCACGCAUCCGGAGUCGCUAUCGGAGCACCAGCUCCGCGAGAUCCUGCAGAAUAGUUGUAUUGAAAGCAAUAAGUUCGAAAAAUUAUGUAGAGGUGAGCUACUGGAAAUAUAUAAGCGGAUUGCAAUGCCCUUACCUCAACGUCAGCAUGGAAAUACCAAGGGUUUGAGUACAGUAGAUGGGCUAUCAGAAAAGUCCGUUACUGCCGUAAGUGAUAAUGAUGCAGAUAACUCGAACAAAGGAACUAAGAGACCACCACAAACAUCUCAUUCUCAGGUAGAUAAAUUAAAAUCUUCCUUUCACGAUCAGAAAUCAGCGAGCAAGAAGAUUCGAUUAUCCUCUAUGUCCAAAGUAGAAGUUGGAUGCAAUGGAAUUUAUAAACGCAGUUGCGAGGAACAGAGCGAGGAAUCGCCAACAAGAAAACAUCAGAAAAUUACAUGGCCAUAAACAGUAGGUGAAAAAUAUUUUUGUUUUAUAAAAAUUUAUUAUUAGGAAUUCAAUUUGAAACAGAAGUGCAUCGGUACAGUAAUUUUUUUAUCAUACAACUAAGCUUGUAAUAGUUAGCCAGAGUAUGAGGAAAACUAAGCAAAGAUUGCUUGACAAUCUUAUCUACAAAAUAUUUGGGUGAGUUUAUUUAAUAUGUUGAAUCAUACUGCUUUAAACAGAUUGAUAGAGAUAUUAAUAUCAUCAAUAUCUCUAUUGAAUAAUUUUUUUAUUGUUUAUUAAAUAUUAAAUGAGGACAAAUAAGGCUUGUGAACGUUGCGAGCGUUAAAUGAAACGCGUCUUAUCACAUUUCUCAAUUAUUUUAAUGUUUGAAUAAUAUAAAACAAUGAAAAGAUGAUUCUAUAGGUUUGAUCUGCUUUAUAUAUUUUAUAUGUAAUUCGCACCAUGAAAAGAAAUUUAUUAUUAGAUACAACAAAUAGAUUUGGCAGCUGGUGAUGUACAGGAGGUCCCGAAAUUUGCGAAUCCAAAUACUAUGGAGUGUUUGACCAUUUGACCAUGUUACAAUUGACCAUACUUAUAGUGCAACUUUUCUCUUGGAACAGCCAAUUAGAAUAUUUUAUUAUAAAAUUAACAAAUUAGCGACAUAAGCAAUCGAGUAUCAUCCAAACAAGAAAAUUUUCAAAAAAUUAAGUAAAAAAGUUAUUUGAUCCUUAUAAAAAAGGUAAAUCCUUAAAAAUGUAAAUUUCUUUCAAGUAAAAAUUUACAACUUUAGUUAACUUUUUAAAAACUUUCUUGCUAUAAUAUUUUAAUUCAUGAAUUUCGAGACACUGUAUAAAAAAAGUUUUACAUAUAAUGUGUCGUGAUUAAUGUAUGUAUCUACAUCUAUUUACAAUCUUUUUAAUUUAGUUAAAUCGCCGAAUUGUACAUAUAAUACAUGACUUAAAUUUCGAGUUAGAAUAUUGAACAGUAUUCAGAGAUAAAUGAAUCGAUAGAAGCGUGCGUUAGUUAAGAUGAUUUUCUUUCUUCGCGUCAUAGAGAUAAUAGUAUUAAAUGAGUUUAAUUACACCGUGUUUGUUUUUAUCGUGAUUAUCUUUUUAUAAUACGUAAUACUGAACGCUUGUGUUAUUCACGUCAUAUGCAAUGGUCACAUUAUCGCGGAAUGAAACUAUCUUUGUUUGUAAUGUUGUUUGUAUGUGUAAUGUACAAACGAUGUUUGUAAAUUCGAACUAUUAGAUUUGUUCUUUAUAGCUGCAUUACUCUUUACUUUCUGUACUUACAAUAAAAAAAUAGAUAUUCAAUUAAAUGAAAAUUAAAUUUAAAUAGAAAAAAGAAAGAGUUAAUUAUAUAAAGAACAAAUUUAUUGUAUCGAAUGUUCACGCUGCGCGAGAUUUAUGUAUCGCACGACGUGUGUUUAUCGAUAAGAUAUAAGAUAUUCAAUUAAGCGAAAAUUAAAUUGAAAUAGAAAAAAGAAAAAGUUCAGCUAUAAAGAACAAAUUUAUCGUGUAUUUAUCGAUAAGAUAUAAGGUAUAAAUUAAUCAUUCAUAUCUGAAUAAAUAAUUCUAAUUGUUUUAACAUUGAAUGAAAAUAUCAA
Messenger RNA from Solenopsis invicta (red fire ant), 2174 nucleotides. RefSeq lists its product as uncharacterized. Gene Ontology annotation, cellular component: tRNA-splicing ligase complex. Gene Ontology annotation, biological process: embryonic morphogenesis. The transcript has 4 exons. The record is from RefSeq and is a predicted model, not a curated record. The coding region runs from base 116 to 586 and encodes 156 amino acids. Lineage: Eukaryota; Metazoa; Arthropoda; Insecta; Hymenoptera; Formicidae.